AUGCCCGCUACUUCGUCCAUCAUCUCUGAUCCAGCUGCAAAAUCGUCGACCGAUACGGUCGCCCAAGACGACCCAGACGCGCCAGGUGCUCCGAUCUCCGUACCAGACUCAGGGGACCAUGAAGGAGGAAAGUUGAAGAUGAUUAUUCAACUCGUCAAGCGCUCCUUGGGUGUCAAGGACCUCGCAGCUAUGCGAAUCUCACUCCCCGCGUCUCUUAUGGAGCCCGUGCCCAACUUAGAGUACUGGGGUUAUCUGGACAGACCCGAUUUAUUCGCCGCCAUCAACGAGCACGAGGAUCCCCUGGAGCGAAUGCUGAGCGUCCUCCGUUUUACAUUUAGCAAGGAUCUCAAGUUUAUUAAAGGCAAAGUGUGCAAGCCGUACAACAGUGUUCUCGGUGAACACUUUAGAGCCUAUUAUGAUGUCCCUAUAAAUGCCAUCACGUUUAAAAGCAAGGAUUCCAGGCAGCCUCCGGAAUUCAGUUGGCAUUUGGACGAUAGCGAUCAGCCUGAUUCGCAUAUCACAACCCUCUCGACACCAGCCAUCCGUGUCAAGUCGCCCUCGAGUGCGAGUCUUAGCGUCAAGAGUAUCAAGGCUCCGAAUAUGCUCAGUGAUCACCAUUAUGCCGAGAGCUCGCCAAACCUGCCUCAGCGACCAGCAUCUAGUGCCGAAUCUAGCUAUGCUGCAUCUACUAUUGAUGGAGAUGACACUCCGGACACCCAACCAUCGAGUCACACUCGUGUUCUUUUCCUGACGGAACAAGUUUCUCAUCACCCUCCCAUCUCCAGCUUCAAGAUAGCCUGCCCUGACAAGGGUGUCGAAGCGUGUGGUGUAGAUCAGAUUGCGGCAAGGGUUACAGGCACUGCCCUCAAAGUCCACCCUGGAACCCAUAAUAAGGGAAUAUUUGUCAACAUCACCAAAGGGCACGGCGAGGGAGAAACUUAUUGGAUCACCCACCCGACCGCAUGUGUCAAUGGAAUUCUUCGGGGAUCUUUUUAUGCUACUAUCACUGAUUCGACGAUAAUUACCUGCACUGGUGGAAAGGGUGAUCAGUUGAGAGCGAUAAUUGAAUACAAGGAGGAGCCUUGGCUUGGAGCGCCGAGAUUCUUAGUAGAGGGCGUGAUCUACAAAUACACUCCUGGACCCGAGCAAGAGGCUUGGACCAAAGUCAAGCAGGUCCCAAAGGAUCUAGUCGUGGCAACAUUUGAUGGAUGUUGGCGAAAGUCGAUCAAUUGGAAGAAAAAUGGAGGAGACGAAUCAACACUAUUGAUCGACCUCAGUGCAUUGUCAGUCGUGCCCAAGCAAGUCCGACCAAUCGAAGAACAACUUCCAAACGAGUCUCGAAGACUUUGGGAAGGCGUGACCUCUAAUCUGCUCUCCAAGGAGUUCUCGGAGGCGACCAAGAUCAAGCAAGCGAUAGAGCAGAAACAGCGGGACAUUGCGGCCGAGAGGAAAAGGAACAAUACACCCUUUGAACCGGUCUACUUUGACCCCGAUAUUUCCUCUGGCGCGCCUCAAUUGACAGCAGAAGGUCAAAAGGCUCUCGAAGAGAUGAUAAAGUACACGAUGCCAAAGCACCAUGCGGCCUAG
Molecule: messenger RNA, 1587 nt
Organism: Serendipita indica DSM 11827
Lineage: Eukaryota; Fungi; Basidiomycota; Agaricomycetes; Sebacinales; Serendipitaceae
Source: the annotation of a GenBank genome assembly